AUGGCUGGCGAAGCGAGGUCUCUGGUUGAGGUUCUAGGUGGGGUUGAGCAGCAUCUGACGGUGGAGAAUGAAUCAAACAGUGAGAAACCAAAGACUUUGGUUACUCUUGAUCUGCUUGGUGGGUCCUCCUCCAUUGAAACCAAGGAGUUGGACUUUGACUUGAACGAACCCAUUGGCUGGGAGAAGCGCUUAGACCUUAAGUCAGGGAAGUUACACAUUCAGAGGCGCAACACAUUAGGUUCACCUUCUGUUUCUGAGCACAAACUCCGAAUGAAUAAAGCAGGUCCAAAACACCAAGGCCUAAAUUUGACUCCUUCAUCCAAAGUGCCUUUGGACCUUUUUGAGGAAACAUGCCUGGACUUGAAGCUGGUUUCAUCUUCAUUGUCAUCAAGCAAUUAUCUAAGUGUGUUUGACAAUGUGAACUCAGCACUUGAAAGAGAAGAGAAAGAGGAAAAAAGGAAGAGGAAAUCAUCAUCUUUGCCAUCGCCAUCUUCUUCAUGUUCCUCUCCAGUAGGAGAAAACCAAGUAGAAGAAUGCCAAGAUAAGUUGUUGUCUUCACCGACACUGAUCCCUGCAGGGUGCUCUCGUUGCUUAAUGUAUGUAUUCAUAAUGAAGAACAAUCCCAAGUGUCCAAGGUGUGACUCGGUUGUUACGUUUCCAUUCAUAAAGAAACCUAGGUUUGAUCUCAAUAUAUGA
Messenger RNA from Gastrolobium bilobum, 696 nucleotides. RefSeq lists its product as uncharacterized. Lineage: Eukaryota; Viridiplantae; Streptophyta; Magnoliopsida; Fabales; Fabaceae. The record is from RefSeq and is a predicted model, not a curated record. The coding region runs from base 1 to 696 and encodes 231 amino acids. The transcript is spliced from 2 exons.